Molecule: messenger RNA, 1484 nt
Organism: Leptosomus discolor (cuckoo roller)
Lineage: Eukaryota; Metazoa; Chordata; Aves; Leptosomiformes; Leptosomidae
Source: RefSeq, a predicted model, not a curated record
CUUGUUCAUCAGGUGGACUCUCACUACUGCCCCAGCUGCCUGGAAAACAUGCCUUCAGCUGAAGCCAAGCUGAAAAAGAAUAGGUGUGCUAACUGCUUUGACUGCCCCUGCUGCAUGCACACCCUUUCCACCCGGGCCACGAGCAUUCCCGCUCCGCUCCCUGACGACCCAGCCAAGACCACCAUGAAGAAAGCCUAUUACUUGGCCUGUGGGUUUUGCCGCUGGACUUCCCGGGAUGUGGGCAUGGCAGACAAGUCUGUCGCUAGUGGUGGCUGGCAGGAGCCGGAGAAUCCUCACACGCAGAGGAUUAACAAACUGGUUGAGUACUACCAGCAGUUGGCUCAGAAAGAGAAGAUCGAGCGGGACCGGAAGAAGCUGGUGCGACGCCGAAACUACAUGCCCCUGGCCUUUUCGCAACACACUAUACACGUAGUGGACAAAUACGGCCUUGGAACCAGGCUUCAACGCCAGAGGCCCGGAGCACCGAUCAGCGCCCUCGCUGGACUCUCCCUGAAAGAAGGAGAGGACCAGAAGGAGAUCAAGAUUGAGCCAGCCGAUGCAGUGGAAGAAGUGGAACCUCUUCCUGAGGAUUACUACACAAGACCGAUCAAUCUGACAGAAGUGACGACCCUGCGGCAGCGCCUGCUGCAGCCCGACUUCCAGCCCAUCUGCGCUUCCCAGCUCUACCCGCGCCACAAGCACCUCCUGAUCAAGCGUUCGCUGCGCUGCCGGAAAUGUGAACAUAACCUGAGCAAACCAGAAUUCAAUCCAACAUCUAUCAAAUUCAAGAUCCAGCUGGUUGCUGUUAACUACAUCCCUGAAGUGAGGAUCAUGUCUAUUCCCAACCUGCGCUACAUGAAGGAAAGCCAAGUCCUCCUGACUCUGACCAAUCCAGUGGAAAACAUCACACAUGUCACGCUGCUGGAGUGCGAGGAGGGAGACCCUGACAACAUCAACAGCACUGCCAAGGUGGCAGUUCCUCCCAAGGAGCUUAUUCUGGCUGGCAAAGAUGCUGCAGCGGAAUACGACGAGCUGGCAGAGCCUCAAGACUUCCAGGAUGACCCUGACGUUAUUGCCUUCAGAAAAGCCAAUAAGGUCGGGGUUUUCAUCAAGGUCACCCCACAGAAAGAAGAGGGCGAAGUGACCGUGAGUUUCAAGAUGAAGCACGAGUUUAAAAACCUCGCUGCUCCCAUCCGGCCCAGCGAGGAGGGCGAUCAUCCCUCGGAGGUCAUCUGGCUCACCCACCACGUGGAGCUCAGCCUCGGCCCCGUGCUCCCGUGAACGCUCCCGACGCUCGCGCCGCGCCGGCUGGCCGCAGGAUGGACCGUCCCAGGGAAGGGAGCCCCUGGUGGAACGUUCUGCGAGAAGUCCUUUGUGAUGUGUGGCUGUGUGCCACGGGCCCCAGCCGGGCCCCGAGAGGCGGCUGAGGGUGCCGUGGUUUGGGAUGGUUUGUUCUCCCUCCUCUUGUCGUAGUGCCCACUGAC